CGCUGACUUCAUCGUUUUUCUAAAAUUGGAACAUGCGCAAAGGAGGUGCACCUUCCCAACGCCUUUUUAUGCUUUACUACCAUUCUAAAAUAUCCAUUUUGUCACUUGUAUUUUCUCUUCUGCACAAUCAUUUAUCACUUAUAAUUAUCUAUUCGAUAUUGCAUACUUGUCAUAGCUUUACCAACAUCAUUAUCCAGCGACAGACAUGUCCCCAAUUUUAAAUAAUAACACCGCCGUCACUGUUGUUGGCUCUUUGCUUACGCGCGCUGUCACCAGAGACGACAUCACUCAAGCGCUGACGCCAACAAAGGAGCAGCGGACAGUGCUAAUUGUCAUUGGUGCCUACACCCUGGGCAUUCUUCUGCUAUGGAACAUACCAUACCUGAACAUCAUUUUGCUGCCAUUCAAACUUGUCACUGUCGCGUUGCACGAAUUCAGCCACGCAGCAGCUGGUGUAUGUACAGGUGCCAAAAUCAAGUCUGUCACUAUAGACCCCGAUCAGGGCGGCCUAACACAAAUGCGGGGCGGUAAGUGGUGGUGCGUGAUGCCGGCUGGCUACCUGGGAAGCUCGUUCCUAGGCUCGCUGAUGGUGUUUGCCGGGUUCAAUGUCCUCGCGUCCAAAAUCGUAUCCGUUGUGAUUGGGGUAUGUCUGCUGGCAACGCUUUUCUGGGCAAAGAACUGGCUGACACGGAUAAUCACAGUUCUGUUUGCUGGGCUGAUUGUCGGCCUAUGGUUCACACCGCAUGGAGCUGGGCUUCGGUAUGUGGUGCUGUUCAUGGGCGUUAUGUCGUCUCUGUACUCACUUUGGGACAUUGUCGACGACACGGUGCGCCGAAAGUCAAACGAGAGCGAUGCCACCAAGUUUGCCCAGCGCACUCACUGCAGCUCGCGGUGCUGUGGUAUGCUCUGGCUGCUGGUCUCUCUCAUAUUCCUUGUUGGCGCUAUUCUCCUUGGGCUGGCAUUCCUCAAAGACGAUCCAUCCUUGCCAGAUAGCAACAAAUGAAGAGGUCGGGCCAACACGGAUGCAUGAAUACGCGCUCAAAAUUAAAUUUCCAGAUCAGCAAGCGAAAAAUCGUUCUUUUCAACACGGAAGGCAAAAAAAUAAAUUAAUAUUGGUUUGUGCGCCAAUGUUUACGUUCUUAUUUUAUUUUUUAUUUUUGGUUUAGUGUUUGAUGAAGUUGUCUCAAUUCAUUUUAUUCUCUCAC
This is a messenger RNA of Kickxella alabastrina, 1205 nucleotides long. RefSeq names its product peptidase M50B-like-domain-containing protein. Lineage: Eukaryota; Fungi; Kickxellomycota; Kickxellomycetes; Kickxellales; Kickxellaceae. The record is from RefSeq and is a predicted model, not a curated record. The coding region runs from base 206 to 1003 and encodes 265 amino acids. The transcript has a single exon.